Molecule: messenger RNA, 831 nt
Organism: Exaiptasia diaphana
Lineage: Eukaryota; Metazoa; Cnidaria; Anthozoa; Actiniaria; Aiptasiidae
Exons: 3
Coding region: 61-780 (239 amino acids)
Source: RefSeq, a predicted model, not a curated record
GCAGGUUGUCAGACUGAUAUCAAUGACAUCAAAGAUGAUAAAAUUGAGAAUACAUGUGACAUGACUGUUGAGCAGGAAGAGAUAGAUGACGAGGUGGAACAAGUUCUGAGAGAGGAUGGUGAAUACUCCAUUGAUGAAGAGCCCAACAUGUGUGACCCCAAAAUUGAUGAAAGAUACUCAUAUGAUCCAUCUGAUGGGAAUGAUACAGCUGGAGAAGGAAAUUCAUUUAGUUCAAGAUUGAAAACCGAAGGAAAAGACCUAAGAGAGCAACCUAAAUUGAUYGUUUUCUUGUCCCACCUGAUGAUGCUAUUUAAAUUCUGUCAUCUUUGCCAAAGUCCAGAUCCAUCUGUGAGCACAUCACAGACUGGCACUAUGAUAACUGUAACAACAAAAUGCCAAAAAUGUGAAAACAUAUACACAUGGUCAAGCCAACCAAUGCUACUUGGGAGAUUCCCAGCUUUUAACCUUCUUUUGAGCUUUGGAAUUCUUUGUGCUGGUGCAUCAGUAAAAAAAGUGCUUCUGGUGUUACGCCAUAUCAAUGUGUUGAUUUAUAAUGAAUCAACAUACUAUUACCACCAAAAGCAUUUACUGAUCCCUUCCAUAAUUUAUCACUGGAGAAAAUACCAAACUAAGCUUCUAGAUCAAGUUGAUGGUCAAGAAGUGGCAUUGGCAGGUGACGGCAGACACGAUUCCAUGGGCCAUUCUGCCAAGUAUUGCACAUACACAAUAUUUUGUUGCACUAUUGGUCUCAUCAUGAACAUAACCCAAGUACAGAGAUGAGGUUUAUGGCUAUAUUAUAGUUCCUAUUGGCCACAGGAAUGGUCAUUAAGG